AUGGACGGACCGCCGGACGACCUGCCCCCGCCGCACCCGGAGGCCCACCUCGCCGCCGCAGAUCACGAAGAGCUACCCGCCUAUGGCGAGCCUCCUCGCGCGCCCGAGCCGCGCAUCCCGACAGGCAGCAGGCGCGAGCGCAUCGAACACACGUACACGCUCACGAACAGGAACGAUCGGCCGUGGUUGACGCUCAAGCUACGGAGCCGCGCGCAGCAGCCGACCUACCUUCCGUACUACUUCGAGGGGGAUGAAAUCGCCGGGAAUGUGGAGCUCAACUUGGAGAACGAGGACAGCAUUCGUGAGGUUGCUGUCAUUUUGAAGGGUCAAAUCGGGAGCACGGCCUUGGACGCGAUCACCUUCGUCAAUAUGCAGGAAGUCGUCUGGUCGACUGGAAUGGGCGCCCCUCGUGCAUUCCCGGUCUCAGAAGAGUCAGAGGCGGAACAAGCCAACAGCGCCCGUACCACACCCUCGCCUACACACGGUUCGACCACCUCCGCUUCCUCACGCGGGUCGUCACGUUCAUCUUCGCGAGGCCCGAGCGCUUCCACCUCACCUGCAAACCCGUCAUUUUUCACCUCGCCAAGGUUCCUCCGGCGCUCGUCCUCUUCGAGUGCCCCUGUGCACAGCGGCAAGCUCUUGGGCAAGUACGCAUGGCCAUUUUCGAUGACGCUGCCCAAGUCAGUCACACUGCGCCAGAAGAACGAUGUGGAAGGGAAAGCGUACGUCCUUCCGCCGUCGUUCAGCGAGCGCUCGGGCGUGCGCGUCACGAUCCAGUACGAGCUGUACGUCAAAAUUCGGCGCGGCAAACUGCGCGUGGAUAGCAAGGUGGGAACUGUGUUUGGAUAUACACCGAUCAGCCAGCCACCGCCACCCUCGAUGUUGCGCCAGUUGGCGUAUCAGGAGCAUCUCCCGGCUCUUGUGGGUCCAGAUGGAGAUCCCGACGGCUUCGACGUCUCGGACCCUGCCACGAUACACGCCAGGGUGUUCGACAGUCGCGAUAUCCAAGUAACUUGCAAGUUAUGCCUCGCAAAACCUCUUACAUACACCCGGGGCACGCCAAUCCCGCUCGUGCUCUACGUAACCUGCCCCGACGCGCUCUCGCUCGACUUGCUCAACCCGGCCGUGCUGAGCAAAGCCGUACAGCUUCUCCGGCACGUCGCGCACAACCCGACGCCGGACGCGAACGCUAAGGCGAAGACGGCUCCGGCGAUGGGGCGCCCCAACAGAGGUCCGAGCCGGCCUGGUGCGGCCGAUGUCGGAUUUACCCUCGCAACCCACUUUGUUAAGUCGGCGGUGCUGUGGCCGCAUAUGGAGGGGACGGGCAGUCCAGAAGACUCGCAUACACGCCGGUUUGAUGGUGAGAUUGUGCUCCCGAACGACCUAAAGCCGACGAGCUCGCUCCUCCACUUUGACCUCCACUACUCGGUGACCCUCUUCCCACCCGUGGCGCCGUUCCUCGCGUGCGCAGACGAAGCGCCGCUCGUCUCGCGUAAUGUUGAGAUCGUCACGGCUUACGCGCGAGGGCCAAAGCCCCGUGCGAUGUCUCCGCCCGGCUACGACCUCGGAACAUGGACCCCGGCGUACGCGCCCAGUUUUCCUGUUGGGACGGCUUUUGUGGCGUAGUCGUGUGCGUAUUUGUAUGUAGCUAGUUCCUCUUCUUUGGGUGGAUAUGGUUUUCGUUGUAACGUAGAGUACUGUAUGCGCGUCUCUGUAGUUCACUGUGGGCCGGCUUCAUUCACGCCGAAGCCGGCCUUCUGUACGUACGAUGAUCUACCCCUGUUGAUCCCUUCUGUCAUGAUGGCAGCCGCAAGAAGGCCGAACAGCCAUUCGCUAUACAUGCUAGGCAUGGCUUCCCUGAUCUAGCGCCCGACCAAGGUGUUUGACCGCAGCACUGACGGAUACACCGCGCGACGUUUUGUACGAUGUCGGACCUUCGUUGGCCGUUUACGUUCGUUAUCUUCACCGCCAGUGCUUUCAAUAGCAGAGUUGUGUCAUGAACCGCCCCUCUUUGGACAAGACGGUUCAAUUCGCUAUGUAGCACUGAUCAUCCCCGGUGGAGUUCGCGAAUAUAUAUACAAACCACUGUUCAUGCAUUGAUGGGGUGUCGUAUCAUUACACCUCGUCUGAGGUCUCUCCGACAGCGCAUCUUCAUGGCGAAUUAUCUGGCCGACGUACGUUCGUCGAGCUCGUCGACUAGGGGUACUACUGCUGGGCCAUCCCCGACCUACCCGUUGCUCAGACGGCUCCCGAGACUGCCCGCAUCUCUUGCGGUUAUCCCUAAUCGUGGACUCGAGAAGACCGAGCACACAUAUACACUCGCGAACGGGGAGGAGAAGCCAUGGUUGAGACUGAAGUUGCGUAGUCGUGCCCAGAGAUCGACCUCCUUACCCUCCUACUU
Punctularia strigosozonata HHB-11173 SS5 is the source of this 2401-nucleotide messenger RNA. RefSeq lists its product as uncharacterized. The coding region runs from base 1 to 1626 and encodes 541 amino acids. The transcript has 7 exons. The record is from RefSeq and is a predicted model, not a curated record. NCBI's taxonomy places the organism in Eukaryota, Fungi, Basidiomycota, Agaricomycetes, Corticiales, Punctulariaceae.